Molecule: messenger RNA, 1755 nt
Organism: Ostreobium quekettii
Lineage: Eukaryota; Viridiplantae; Chlorophyta; Ulvophyceae; Bryopsidales; Ostreobiaceae
Source: the annotation of a GenBank genome assembly
AUGUGGCCGCAGGUUGUGCUGGCCAUCAAUGAGAAGGAGUCCGGGCUGGCAGUCAGUUCCGAGGUGUUGGUUUCAGUGCUGAAGAAAAGGCUGCGCUCUGACAACCCACACAAGCAGUACCUGGCUGUGCAACUGACCAAGCACAUAUUGGCAAAAUGUGCCACGAGGGUGAAGUCUCAGAACAUCCUGCAGGACAUUCUGGCAGAGGUGGCAGCCGUGGCCGCUUAUCCAUCGAAGCCUGACACAGCCGAGGCGAAAGGUGCAAGGAUAGCUGCCUACGACGUGCUGAGGGGCCAUGGCAAGGCUGGUGAGGCAGCCUUCAAAGCGGUCACAGGAAUGGAUUACAGCCAGCAUUGGAACAUGGGGAUGCAGGCUUCAGCUGGGCCCACAUCUACACAGUCAGGAGGAGAGGGACAGAGCUCGACAUCUCCAAGGGACACCCAGUCCGAAUCUCCAGCCCAAGAUGGGAACACGUCACCUGCACGUGAGGAGCUGAUGUCGCCGGGACGGAGGCGCAGCAGCAUACAGAAGCUCAAGCAUGCCACAGAGAUGUCCAAAUCACACACAGAGGUGUUCCAGGACAUGCUGAGGAAUGCAGAGCCAGGGCAACUGGAGGAGGGCUUGCUUGAGGAACUGCUUGCCAAACUUGAGUACCUGAAGAAGGAGAUGCCCGCCCUCAUUCAGAAGGUCAGCAGCAGAGACAAACCAGAGUCCGAGGCCCUGCUGGGCCCAGCUCUGGAGGCUCUGGAUAGGGUCAACAUUGCAAUCUCACUCUACAAGGAAUUGAAGGGUUGCCAUGGGAAAGAAGGGCAGGAGGCGGAAGAGGAUUCUUCGGUGGGACAGGUCCCACAGGGCGCUUCGGUGGUUGGCAUGGACCACAGCAUCCCCAGGGAUGUUGGCGCACCUGUUGCUCACCAAGGUGCCCACCAAGGUGCCCACCAGUCCACCAGUGGUGUACCUGCCAGUUUGGUGCCUGCCAACGUGACUGCGACCAUUGUCGCUCCCACGAAUACCACACCCGCCAACGCAUCGCUUGCCACAGCCAUGACAAGCACAGAUCCCUUUGGCCUGGGUCAACUGGAGGAUGGUCUUUCUGACGCUCUCGCCAGCUUGGCAGUUCGACCUUCACAGGACGUCAGCAUUCCAACACAACCCAUCCUUGCUUGCUCCCCAGAUGCCAAUUUCAAUCCUUUUGCAGACCUUCCCUCAUUUGGCGCCCCUCCGAGCCCCGACCCCUACGCACAAACGGCCACUGCCACAGUGCAGCAACGACAAUUAGGCCGCCAGGUGUCUGCACCAGUGGCUCGAACGCCUGACCCCUGCCACAGUUUCGCAGCCAUGCCACAGGCUGGCCCGCAGCUGGGCAUGUUGCAGAUGACUGGAGCCGGCCAACAGAUCGGCACUAUGCAGAUGGCCGGUAUCAACCAAUCCAAUGCACGAUCGAUGCCGCGGUCGAUCACCCAGGGGCGAGCUCUCAGCCAGCCCCUCAGCGAUCUCGACCCCUUUGCAGAGCUCGCUGCGACGCCACCAAGGGCAGCAGCCCAUGGAAGUCCCAUGAUGGGGGCUGGUCAAACACUGUCGCUCAGCACAGGGGUUGGGAUUUCAAGGGUGGGUGUGGCGCCCUUCCCGGGUGGGCAACCCCUGGCGAUGGGCCUUGCCCAGGGACCGAGUCUCGGCGUGGCGAUGGGGGAGACCGGGCACGUUCUGGCCACAGUGGAGGGCUUCAGACGGCAGCCUCAGCAGUCACCGACGUGA